Messenger RNA from Monopterus albus (swamp eel), 4182 nucleotides. It is a transcript of the gene inpp5d, whose product is annotated as inositol polyphosphate-5-phosphatase D. Gene Ontology annotation, cellular component: cytosol. The transcript is spliced from 27 exons. The record is from RefSeq and is a predicted model, not a curated record. Gene Ontology annotation, biological process: negative regulation of bone resorption; positive regulation of B cell differentiation; negative regulation of signal transduction. Gene Ontology annotation, molecular function: phosphatase activity. Bases 192 to 3470 code for a protein of 1092 amino acids. Lineage: Eukaryota; Metazoa; Chordata; Actinopteri; Synbranchiformes; Synbranchidae.
GCUAGUAGCAGCUUCCUUUUACAGCUUUCAGAAGCAGAGGAUGAACAAGUGAAAGAAAGGACUUAAAGGUUACGCGCCAUGAAAAGAUGAAAAUAGCCAAGAACAAAAACUGAGGCUUCUUUGGUUUGCUGGGAUAUUGUUUGAGAGCAGAUGCACAACUGUUGAGCUCAGGCUCCCGGGUGAGAAACAGGAUGCCAAGUUAUCAACCUUGGUACCAUGGCAAUAUAACUCGAUCCAAAGCUGAGGACCUUUUAUCUAAGGCAGCAAGAGAUGGAAGCUUCCUCAUCCGGGACAGUGAGUCCAUACAGGGAGCGUAUGCCCUCUGUGUUUUGUACCAGAACUGCGUGUACACAUACAGAAUCCUGCCAAAUGAGAGCAAAAAGUUGUCUGUCCAGGCAUCAGAAGGAGUCCCUAUCAGGUUCUUCACUAUGCUGCCUGAGCUUGUUGAGGCAUAUUACAGUCCCAACAUGGGCUUGGUCACACAUCUGCAGUACUCUGUCCAGAGGGAAGAGGAGAUGGUGGACGAGGAGCCAGAAUCCAGUAGUCUUCCACCGCAGCUUCCACCCAGGAACUUCACAGCCACUGAUGUGAAAGAUAGUGACUCCAAGUCUUCUGAGCAGGCCUGCAACUCUUUACCAGACACCUACCUGAUGAGACUGCAGCACAUGGACCUGUCCAUAAUACCUGAGGAGCAUCAAAUUGCCAUUCAAGAAUACUUCAGGACCUCAAUCUGGUUGGAUGCUGAACAAGUACAGAACGGUAACACCAACCUCCCUGGGCUAAAGAAGCUAACACAAGCAAUCUGCAAGAAUCUGAACAGUGAAAUUUCUCGCAUCCUGCCAGCACUGGAUGUCUUUCAUAAAAUGGUAGACCAACAGCUCUCCCCAGGGAUUGGCCAGUUUCCAAAACAAAUUUCUGCUGAUUCAGGUCAAUCGGUAUCCUUUAGGCUUGAGCAACUGACAAAACUACUCUACUCAAUAGAAGAUAAGGCUAAAAGUUCUGUGUUUGAGUCUGUUGGAUAUGAAGGAGGACACAGAAAAUCUCUCAUACCCCCUGUCAUGUUUGAGGUCAAACAAGAAUGCCUUGCUAUUCCCACAAAGAUGUUCCUGAAGGUGGAUGUUGAAAGUGGGAAGCUGUACUUCAAGAAGUCAAAAGAUGGCCCUGAGGACAAAUACUUUGUGCACAACAAAAUCUUGCAGUUGGUGAAGUCCCAAAAAAUGCACGCCAAACUUGUGAUUGUGGUGGAGACAGAGAAAGAGAAGAUUUUGCGUAAAGAGUUUGUCUUCGAUGACACAAAGAAAAGGGAGGGAUUCUGCCAGCUACUUCAACAGAUGAAGAACAAGCACUCUGAAAAGCCUGAACCAGACAUGAUCACAGUGUUCGUUGGCACCUGGAACAUGGGAAACGCCAAUCCUCCUCACAAAUUCAGUUCCUGGUUUCAGUGUAAGGGCCAGGGAAAGACAAGAGACGACACCGCAGAUCACAUCCCGCAUGACCUUUAUGUCAUCGGAACACAGGAGGAUCCUUUGAGUGAGAGGGAGUGGGCAGACACAGUGAAAGGUGUCUUGAGGAACAUCACAAACAUCAGUUUUAAACAAGUGGCAAUUCACACUCUGUGGAACAUUCGGAUUGUGGUCCUGGCCAAGCCUGAGCACGAAAACAGGAUCUCCCAUGUUUUCUCUGACAGUGUGAAGACAGGGAUCGCCAACACUCUGGGAAACAAGGGAGCAGUGGGAGUGUCCUUCAUGUUCAAUGGUACAUCCUUUGGUUUUGUCAACAGUCACCUGACCUCUGGCAGUGAGAAGAAGCUCAGACGCAAUCAAAACUACACCCACAUCCUGCGAUUUCUGAAUCUGGGAGAUAAGAAGCUCAAUCCAUUUGACAUUACACAUCGAUUCACACACCUCUUCUGGCUCGGUGAUUUGAAUUACCGUGUUGAAUUCCCAUCUACAGAAGCUGAGAAUAUUGUGACAAAGAUCAAACUGCAGCAGUACCAGGAACUUCUCAGUAAAGACCAGCUCAGCAUGGAACGGAAUGAUAGAAAGGUCUUCUUGCAUUUUGAUGAGGAGGAAAUCACAUUUGCACCCACAUAUCGCUUUGAAAGAGACACACGAGAAAAGUAUGCCUACACAAAAGCCAAAGCCACAGGGACAAAAUACAACUUACCCUCAUGGUGCGAUCGUGUCCUGAGGAAGUCCUACCCUCUUGUUCAUGUCGUCUGUCAAGCAUAUGGGUGCACUAAUGACAUCAUGACAAGUGACCACUCACCAGUUUUUGCCUCGUUUGAAGUUGGAGUAGCCUCACAGUUUGUCUCCAAGCAAGAUCCAAAUAGUGCACCUCAAGGUGGGAUACAGAUCAUGAACUGUGUGGCCACUUUGUUGACAAAAUCAAACACCAAGUUCUUCAUCGAAUAUCAUUCCAGUUGCUUGGAGAAAACUGUCAAGACGUCAGAGGGAGAAAACACCGACCACUCAGAUGGGUCAAUAAAAGUUCGGUUUGGAAACCAAGUUAUGCUCACCCCCAUUAUCUCGGACCCCGAGUACCUUUUGGACCAGCACAUCCUCAUCUGUGUGAAGUCAACAGAUUCUGACGAGUCUUACGGUGAGGGCUGUGUUGCACUGCGAGCUGCCCAGUUUUGCUAUACAGAGUUUCAGGUCACCCUGACUCACAACGGAGAGAAGGCGGGCGUGUUGACAGGUGGCAUCCAGUUACACACAUCUGAGGGCAAGCCCACGGAGAAGUUGUAUGAUUUCAUCAAAAUUGAGAAGGAUGACCCUGUCACCUCCAAAUGCAAAGGCAGUGAGCUCAACAAGCUGUCUCUCACCCAAGCACAUGAUAUUUCCAACCCCAAUUACAUGGGAAUGUCCUUCAAAACUGGAAAUGUGGUAGAUAAAGGCUGGAGUUACAGUAUGCCACCAAAAAAUGUAUCUACUGCCGGGCAAGGGGGUAAAGACUCCAAGAAGGGUGGCUAUGAUGUGGGCACGCGCAGUCCCACAGGAAAAACCUGUCUCCCGGGUGAGGAGGAAAAAGCAUCAGAGAUGUUUGACAACCCUUUGUAUGGUUCAAUGGUAAAAUCCCAUGGUUGGUCCAAGGACCAAGACCUUCAGCACAAGGACCACCUCAUACCCCCAGACCCAGUGUUUGCACCUUCCAAAGCAGCAGACGGCGACUCUGAUCGCCCCCCAGUUCCCACCCCACGUAACCGAUCUUUUACCUGCUCAGAGACCAAGCCUCAGCAUUCCACCCCCAUCACCUCCUAUCCCUCAGCAUACAAGAAACCGGUGAUGCCCUCGCGCUCAGAAGGUGGGAUGGCACACAGCCGGCCUCCUGUACCUGCUAAGAACCGACCAGCCAUGCCAGAGCCGCAGAUCACUAAAUCCAGAGACUACAGAGACAGCGCCGAUCUCCCCAGCAAACUCAGAAUGCCAACAAAACCUGGCCAGUUGCAGUCUCAGAGGCACGCAUCCUGAAGUUCCCAAGAUGGGCUGCUCUGUGAAGUGAGACCAGGCUGCAGCACUGAAUGUAGCCUGCAGCUUCCCGCCUUGCAUUUUUGGAAACAUAAAGUACACAGAGCAAAGGCUUCAGCCAAUUACUCCAUGUGCCGUAUCCCUGAUGGGUGACUAGUCAUUUGUUGCCAUUUUGGGAAAUAUUUCAAUUUUCUUUAUUGUAUUAGAGAAAGAAUUAGGUAAAAUGAUUUGAAUCCAGUCUCAAAACUGUCCUUUUAAUACAUAGCUACAGCUACAGCUAGCUCUCAUUUAUCCUAGCAUAAAGGCUGAGAAGCAGGGGGAAAUGGCUAGCCUGGCUUUGUCCAAAGGUUAAAAAAAUCCUCCUACUAUAUAUAUUUAACACAUUAAUCACCUUUGGAAAGUGCUAGGCCAGCUGUCUUCUGCCUGCAGGUUUUAAUGAUAAGGUAAACUAGCCAUCUGAGACUGCAGAUAAAACAGAAAAAUAGGUCUACUUCCCAGACUGUCAGCCUGUUCUUUCAAAGUGAUAUAAACAUUAGAGACCCUUGUCAGACUUAAUUUCUGCUAAGCUUGCAUUACAAAAUAGUUUUAUAUUGAACUUGUCUUAUUUUACAUAGUUUCAUAAUAUACAGUAGCUAAUCAAUGUUUACUUUACAGUAUUAUCUUUCACAAACAUUGACGAUGUAUAAUGAAGAUGUAUAAUAAAUGCUGCAAUAAA